AUGGAACAACCCAAAGGUUUCAUUAAUACCCAAUUUCCCGCACAUGUUUGCAAAUUGAACAAGGCCAUUUAUGGAUUAAAACAAGCUCCACGUGCUUGGUUUCAUCGUUUGAGCUUAUUCCUUUUGGAAAAUGGUUUCUCGUGUAGCCGUGCCGAUCCAUCCCUAUUUGUCUACAAUCGUGAUUCUCGUAUGAUGUACCUUCUCGUAUAUGUAUAUGUCGAUGACAUUAUUCUUACGGGCAACCAUAGAUCUACUAUCGACUCCUUCAUUACUGUUCUACAUAAUGAAUUCGCCAUCAAGGAUCUUGGUAAACUCAACUACUUUUUGGGCUUGGAGGUUACCUACACUCAAAAUGGUAUUUUCUUGAAUCAAUCCAAAUAUGCCUUAGAUAUUCUAACUCGCGCGAAGAUGUUGGAUGCUAAACCUGCUCCAACACCUUUAAGCACAAAUGUUUCCUUUGUUUCUACAGUUACCUUGUUUCCGGAUGCUACCUUCUAUCGCUCAAUUGUAGGUGCUCUCCAAUACUUGACGAUCACGAGACCUGAUAUUUCAUAUGCUGUUAAUCAAGUCAGUCAAUAUCUUCAUGCUCCAACUACGACUCACUUUCAGGAAGUGAAAAGAAUCUUGCGCUAUCUCAAGGGUACUCUUGCGUUUGGAUUACAUUAUACGCGUCCCACUACCACAUCGCUUCUCGGAUAUUCUGAUGCUGAUUGGGCUCGUUGCUUAGAGACACGUCGCUCUACUUAUGGUUAUUCUAUUUUUUUGGGUGGGAAUCUGAUCUCAUGGAGUGCUAAGAAGCAACCGACUGUUGCUAGAUCUAGUUGUGAAUCAGAAUAUCGCGCUAUGGCUAACACUGCUGCCGAGAUUGUUUGGAUAACUCAUCUUCUUCAAGAACUUCAUGCUCUUCCUCCGAACAGACCCACUAUUCUUUGUGAUAAUCAAAGUGCUAUUUUUCUAACUCAAAAUGCGGUUGCACAUAAACGUGCCAAACACAUAGACCUUGAUUAUCACUUUUUGCGAGAAUUGGUUAAUGCAGGAAAGCUAGCUACCAAGUUUGUUCCAACCAAGCUUCAGGUGGCUGACAUCUUCACAAAGAGUCUUCCUAGUUCUCAGUUCAAUGUUUUUCGCAACAUGCUUCGAGUUGGUCCCCCACCGUUCAGCUUGCAGGGGAUGUUAGAUAAUAGUUAUAGUUUGCAUAUUAUUUAUGUUUUAAUCUUCUUUAUUCUUUGA
Molecule: messenger RNA, 1230 nt
Organism: Helianthus annuus (common sunflower)
Lineage: Eukaryota; Viridiplantae; Streptophyta; Magnoliopsida; Asterales; Asteraceae
Exons: 1
Coding region: 1-1230 (409 amino acids)
Source: RefSeq, a predicted model, not a curated record